Molecule: messenger RNA, 2400 nt
Organism: Periconia digitata
Lineage: Eukaryota; Fungi; Ascomycota; Dothideomycetes; Pleosporales; Periconiaceae
Source: the annotation of a GenBank genome assembly
UCUUUUUCUCCCAACUCCUGCAAAAUGGGUCCCAACACAAAUCCAAGGAAGCGCAAGGCCGUCACUCGCGAAGCUCCCCCACCAGCGAGUGAUUCUGGCGAGGAAUUGGCCGAUGGCCUUCUGGACGGUAUCCUAUCGCACAGCGAAGACAGCUCAGACGAGGAUCAGGAUGACAAUGAUGACGAAGGAGAUUACGAUAGCGAAGCCAGCAGCGUGAUUGAAGGUCUCUCCGACGAGGAUGAGGAAGGAGACGACGAAUCAGGCUUCGAAUCCGAAGAUGAAGAACAAGAUAUCCGCGAGCAAUUGCGCAAGCUCAAAACUUCCGAUUCCUCUUCCCACCACCACGAUACCAACAUGGACUUCGAAAACGGAGGAGAAGAGGGCUUGGAAGAGCAAGACGACAGCUUGAAGCCCAAUUACACAGUCACCACCGAUGCCAACGGAAAUCCCCGCUACCUUUAUAAAGAAAUCGAUCCAGUCUACGACUCGGACGACUCCGCUGCCGAUGUCUCCAACACGAUAGGAAACAUUGACCUCUCCUACUACGACGAAUAUCCUCAUAUUGGGUACGACAUCAAUGGCAAGAAGAUUAUGCGACCGGCCAAGGGCGAAGCAUUGGAUGCCCUGCUGGAUAGCAUAGACAUACCCAAGGGAUGGACGGGUCUCACGGAUCCCACGACCGGGAAGCCUCUCAAUCUGUCGGCUGAAGAAUUGGAUGUUCUCAAGCGACUAACCCGGAACGAGGUCUUGGAAGAUGGGUAUGACCCGUAUCCAGAAAUGGUCCAUUAUUUCUCUGGUGUCAAGGAAAUCAUGCCUUUGAGCGCUGCGCCCGAACCGAAGCGUCGUUUUGUACCAUCUAAACAUGAAGCCAAGCGCGUCAUGAAGAUCGUCAAGGCCAUUAGGGAAGGUCGCAUUCAGCCCUACAAGCCUCUAGAGGAGCGGGAAGAGGAAGACGAGCAGAUACACUACGAUGUGUGGGCUGAUGAGAAACCGCGUCCUGAGAAGAAUAUGCACAUCGCCGCGCCAAAGCUUCCGCCACCUGGCUAUGAAGCUAGCUACCACCCACCACCAGAGUAUCUGCCUGAUAAAGAGGAGGAGGCUGCGUGGCUAGAACAGGACGAGGAGGAUCGUGAGCGAGACUUCCUACCGAGAAACCAUGAGGCAUUGCGCAAAGUCCCAGGCUACGAAAACUUUGUCAAGGAGCGAUUCGAGCGGAGUUUGGACCUUUAUCUCGCACCGCGAGUGCGGAGGAAUAAACUUAACAUCGAUCCCGAGUCUUUGCUACCGAAACUUCCUAACCCUGAAGAUUUGAAACCGUUUCCUACCACGUGCGCGGCCAUCUUCCGCGGUCAGGAAGGCCGUGUCCGCAGCGUAACAUUCGAUCCUCUCGGUAUCUACGUUGCCAGUGGUGGAGAUGACGGUUAUGUCCGCAUCUGGGAGCUUCUGACAGGUCGUCAAGUCUGGAAUGUGAAGCUCUCAGAUGAAGAAGCCGUCGAUUCCGUCAAGUGGAGACCGGACAAGGACACUUCCAUCCUGGCUGCCGCUGCAGGAGAGAGUGUCUACAUGAUAAUCCCCUUCACCAUUCUAUCUCCCGAUAUUGAGCAGGCCAGCCGGGACAUCCUGGACGCAGGUUGGGGAUACGCCGCAUCGAAACCCUCCACCAACACAAACGGAGAGACCAAAGAACCCCCAGGCAAAUGGGCCCGACCAGGCACGCGCAUCGAAGCAAAAGGCGUCCUCGUUCAAGUCACCGUCCGCUCCACCGUCAAAACUAUCAACUGGCACCGCAAAGGCGACUACUUCGCCACCGUCUCUCCCCGCGGCCAAAGCACCGCAGUCGCCAUCCACACCCUCUCCAAACACCUCACCCAACUUCCCUUCCGCCGCCUCAAAGGUAUCGCCCAAACCGCCCAAUUCCACCCCUCCAAAGCAAUUUUCUUCGUCGCCACCAAAAACUCCAUCCGCAGCUACGACCUCGCGAAACAGGAACUCGUCAAGAUCCUCCAACCAGGCGCUAAGUGGAUCUCAUCCAUCGACGUCCACCCAGGUGGCGACAACCUCCUCGUUGGAACAUACGAUAAACGCCUACUCUGGCACGACCUCGACCUCUCCACCAAACCAUACAAGACCCUGCGCUUCCACACCGCUGCUAUCCGCGCUGUGCGGUACCAUCAAGGCGGACUCCCCUUGUUCGCAGACGCAAGUGAUGAUGGUAGUAUGCAGAUCUUCCAUGGCAAGGUUGUUGGCGAUAUGAUGGAGAACGCGACGAUUGUGCCGCUCAAGGUGCUCAAGGGACACAAGGUUAAGAGUAGGCUGGGCGUUAUGGAUGUCGAUUGGCAUCCUAGGGAGCCGUGGUGUGUUAGUGCUGGUGCGGAUGGAACGUCGAGGCUGUGGUGUUAG